UGAAUGAACACUUUCCGUCCAUAAAGACUGGGGACUGACCCCUGCAUCUGAGUACUUUCGAUCUUCUUUAAGCAAAUAGUAUCAAGUCAAGUUUGAGCUGAAAAUGGUCGGCAGUUCGAAACGAAAAAUGAAGGCUAUUGUUAUCAACGAAUUCGUCAAUGACUUUGAUGAAAUAAAGGUCUCCGAUAUUGACCGGCCAAUCUCUACAGCAGACCGCUACCUCAUCCAAGUCAAGGCUGCUGGGGUGAACUUUGUCGAUACCCUCUAUGCCAGGGGAAGACACCAAAACAACCGGUUCCUGGUACGGCCGCCCUUCACACUAGGCCUCGAAUUCGCCGGCAUCAUCCUCUCAUCACCACCUACCUCCGAAUUCCGUCCCGGCGAUAGAGUCUUCGGAGGCAGCACAGGUUCCUACAGCGAGAUCAUCUCCCUCGACGUUUUGACGCCCCUCCAUCGCAUCCCUCCCCAAUGGACAUUCGCCCAAGCCGCCGGGCUAGCCGCCACGCUCCCCGUCUCCUACGCAGCGCUCGUCCAAGCUGGCAUCAAGGCCGGCCAGACUGUCUUGGUCCAUGCCGCUGCCGGUGGGCUCGGUCUGAUGGCCCUUCAGGUUGCCGCGGCCUUGGGAUGCCGUGUGAUAGGGACGGCGGGCUCAUCCGAGAAGUGCAACGUGGCUCGACGUUCGGGGGCUGAUGUUUGCAUCAACUACUCCGAGGAUGCGGCGUGGUGGGAUCGUGUGCUGGAGCUGACUGAUGGGAAGGGUGUCGACGUGGUUUUUGAUCCCGUCGGCCUCGUGGACCGAAGCUUGAAGUGCAUUGCUCACAGAGGCAAGAUACUGAUUGUAGGGUUUGCUGGUAUCCAGAACGAUAUGGAGAAAAUCGCCAUGAAUAGAGUCCUACUCAAGCAGGUGUGUUUGAUAGGUUAUCUGAAACCCUUGAUGGAAACGGAUAAAAUCCGGCCUGUCAUCUAUCAUGCUGAGUAUCCUGGUCUUGAACAUGUUCCCAGGGCUCUCAAGGACAUGUUAAGCCGCAAAAUUUGGGGCAAAGCAGUCAUCACUUUGGAUAAUGACAGUGGUAGUCUGCCUUUGACAAAGCUCUAA
This is a messenger RNA of Colletotrichum scovillei, 1096 nucleotides long. RefSeq names its product zeta-crystallin. Gene Ontology annotation, cellular component: mitochondrion. Gene Ontology annotation, molecular function: oxidoreductase activity. The record is from RefSeq and is a predicted model, not a curated record. Lineage: Eukaryota; Fungi; Ascomycota; Sordariomycetes; Glomerellales; Glomerellaceae. Bases 104 to 1096 code for a protein of 330 amino acids. The transcript has 4 exons.